AGCCAUACCGAUAAUAUUAUCAAGACUCACUCAUCACUAGUUGAUGUCUUGUGUUGUAGAGAGAAAUGUUUUUCUGUUGAGAUUCCCUGUUAUUUCUGCAAGAAUUUAUACACAAUAAGAUAUAGUAAAAUGAAUACUUUAGGACCGAAAGAGGAUGGCGGUCCAAAUGUAGAGUUCUUUAAUUCUUCCGAGUCAUUACAAGGUUUUGAAACAAUACGUUUAUGGUUGCAGAAAAAUUGUAGAAAAUAUCUGGCAAAUAGCAGCGAACCCAUAACUAAGGAAAGUUUAGCACAAUUGUUAAUUCAAUUUCUCCAGUAUGUGGAAGCUAAAUUGGGUAAGAAUUCCACAAAGCCGCCAGCGACGCGAAUACCGAUGCGUUGCUUUUUGGAUUUCAAACCCAACGGAGGCCUAUGUACUAUAUUUGCUAAUAUGUUUCGUUUCCGCAAUGAUCAAAGGGGGAAAAAGUUCGAUUUUACUAUCGGCAAAAAUCCCAGUAAAGAUCCAAACAUCCAAUUACUUAAUGAUAUUGAACAGGCUCUGGUUGAAGCAGAUCUUUACCGAAUUCCGUAUAUCUAUAUAAGACCUGAAGUAGAUAUGGACAAGCAAUUGGCCACACGUUUGCGAGAAAUCUUAGGUACCCGUCGUGUGGAGAUAGUUUCAAAUGAAGAAGAUGCCACGCAUAUUAUUUAUCCAAUAGUGGAUCCCCACCACGACGAGUACGCGCGCCCCAUUUUCAAACGUGGAAGUCAUGUUAUGUUACAUUGGUACUGUUUGCCGGAAUCAUACGAUACUUGGACGCCAAAUAUUUUCGAUUUACCCGAUAAUGUUCCCGAAAACCCCGAAUCACCCAUUGAGCGCUGGCGAGUAUCGGCAUCCUGGAUUUUAGACUUGGAACAAUAUAACGAAUGGAUGGCGGAAGAGGAUUAUGAAGUGGACGAAACGGGUAAAAAGAAAAUGCAUAAGCAACGUUUAUCCGUAGAUUAUAUAAUGUCAUUUGGUGCUGACGAUAAGAAAAAGCCCACCAACGCAGGAGGGACAAAACAAAAGCGUAGGCGAUCGCCUUCUCCCGGCUCAUCAAAACUUGGUAAACGUAAGCGUUCCCCAGCUGUAAUACACAAAAAGGCUCGUAAUGACGAUGAUGAUGAAGAUCUAACACGUGAUAUGGACGAUCCACCCUCAGAAACGAAUUUGCAGGAAGUUAUUAAAACGUCAUCCUUACAAUCUACCGCUAGUCCUGCACUUGGUAAUAAAUCUAGAGCUGAUAACGACAUGAUGCCAAUAAAAGGAGGUACAAUCACCGAUUUGGAUGAUGAAAUGACAGGAGGGAGCGCUGCCCAAGCAUUGUCUACCUGCGAUGGCGAAAAUUCGCAAACUGGAAAAACUAGCGAUAACAGUAAUACACAAGAGUUCUCUUCGUCUGCUAAAGAAGAUGUGGAAGACAAUGUUACUGAGCAGACGCAUCAUAUAAUUGUCCCAUCAUACUCCGCCUGGUUUGAUUACAAUUCGAUACACACGAUUGAGAAACGGGCUAUGCCCGAAUUUUUUAAUUCGAAAAAUAAAUCUAAAACACCGGAGAUUUAUAUGGCCUAUCGCAAUUUCAUGAUUGACACAUAUCGACUCAAUCCUACUGAAUAUUUAACUAGUACCGCCUGUCGUCGAAACCUCGCCGGUGAUGUAUGUGCUAUAAUGCGAGUUCAUGCUUUCCUCGAGCAAUGGGGAUUAAUUAACUAUCAAAUUGACGCUGAGUUACGGCCUACUCCAAUGGGCCCGCCGCCCACCGCACAUUUUCAUAUUCUGUCGGAUACUCCAUCCGGUUUGCAAUCUCUGAAUCCCCAAAAAACUCAACAACCCUCAGCUGCCAAAACUUUGCUCGAUCUCGAUAAAAAGCCUAUAAUUACAGCUAUAAAAGAAUGCAAAGAAGAGUCGCUAGAUAAAGCUCCGGUCACUCUAAAAGUAGAAUCUGGGGAAAAUGGAACAAAUACUUCAAACCAGUUUGGCUUAAAGUUGGAUCAAUAUGUAAAAAAACCUGCUGCGAUGAAAAAUCGUACCGCAGCAAGCAUGUCACGUGAAUGGACCGAUCAGGAAACUUUGUUGCUGUUAGAAGGGUUAGAAUUGCACAAGGAUGACUGGAAUAAAGUCUGUGAGCAUGUUGGUACUCGCACUCAGGAUGAAUGUAUAUUGCACUUUUUGCGUUUACCCAUCGAAGAUACUUAUUUGGAAGAUGAUGGCGGCUUUCUAGGUCCUUUAGGUUGUCAACCGAUACCGUUUAGUAAGUCUGGAAAUCCGUUAAUGUCGACGGUUGCAUUUUUGGCAUCAGUUGUUGACCCAAGAGUAGCGGCCGCUGCCGCUAAAGCUGCGAUGGAAGAGUUCGCGGCGAUCAAAGAUGAAGUGCCAGCCACCAUAAUGGAUAACCAUAUGAAAAAUGUUGAAAAAGCCUCGGCGGCUGGAAAAUUUAAUCCUACUUACGGCUUGGCUAACAGCGGCAUCGCUGGCACUGGAGCCGACAAAGAAGAUGACGAUGUUAAUGCCAUUACACUUCCUGCUUCUGCCGAUGAAGAACUGAAGGAUAUAACAAAGAAAGAAGACGUGUCUGGUGGAACACCAUCUGUUGACAUGCGGGAGGACGGUGGAAUUGACGAUGAGAGUUUGAAAGAAAAUGAAUCGAAACAAAUAUUUAAUGAGGCAAACGUACAAACGGCUGCAGCCGCUGCGUUGGCUUCAGCAGCGGUGAAGGCAAAACAUUUGGCGGCUUUAGAAGAACGUAAGAUUAAAUCCUUGGUUGCGUUACUGGUAGAGACCCAAAUGAAAAAAUUAGAAAUAAAACUACGACACUUUGAAGAACUUGAAACUACGAUGGAACGUGAACGGGAGGGUUUAGAAUAUCAACGACAGCAAUUGAUUACUGAACGUCAACAAUUCCACUUGGAGCAAUUAAAGGCAGCCGAAUUUAGAGCGAGGCAGCAAGCUCAUCAUCGCUUACAAGAACAACAGUGGCAAGGAACAGCUCCAGCAGGAGCUGGAUCGACGUCUGCUAGUACUUUAUCGGCUGGCAAUCAUUCCAUUAUUGGCCAUCCAAGCACUGGGUCCCAGAUUGGUUCCAGCAGCAAUGUGUCGGGCGGUCUCAAUGCUUCUCCAUCGUCUCCCCACGUAGGUGGACCCAGUGCUGCGACCGCUUCACAAGCCGCUGCAACGACAGUCGUAGGUACUCCUCUAUCUGGGCAAGCAACAGCAUCUAUGGAUGCCAAUCCUCCAGCGUCACUAGCAGUUUCAGAUGUUUCGCAAGGGACUUGCGUCACAAAUCAACAACCGCCGCAGACAAAUCCAACGACUCCUAUUCCGUCAACCCAUAUCAGCACGGGGCCUCUGCAGCAGACGCCUAAUCUUACUACACCCUCAUCUGUAAUUCCGGCUUCUUAAAAUUUUGAAAUAUAUUAGUAUUU
This is a messenger RNA of Glossina fuscipes, 3440 nucleotides long. Its product is annotated as SWI/SNF complex subunit SMARCC2-like. The transcript has 6 exons. Lineage: Eukaryota; Metazoa; Arthropoda; Insecta; Diptera; Glossinidae. Gene Ontology annotation, biological process: positive regulation of DNA-templated transcription. The record is from RefSeq and is a predicted model, not a curated record. Gene Ontology annotation, molecular function: DNA binding; histone binding. Gene Ontology annotation, cellular component: SWI/SNF complex. The coding region runs from base 130 to 3417 and encodes 1095 amino acids.